AUGUACAACGAUUUGGCAAAAUCAUGUGAACUACUGAACGCUCAUUUAAAUGAAACUUCGCUAAAUUAUCCAGAGGAUGGAUGGGGGUACUGGAUAAUUGUUGGUUGUGAUCCUGAGUGGACGUAUUUUUCAGGAUAUUGUUAUAAUCACUUCAAUCAAACGCCAAUGUCAUGGUUUGAUGCUGCAGUACAGUGUGAAAGACACAAUGCAUAUCUUACGGAUGUAAAUUCCUUAGAAGAAAAUACAUGGAUUUUUGAAAAUCUUUUCGAUUCAGAAGAGUGCAGAGGAUUUUCGAACUGUUAUGUUUGGAGUGGAGGGCAUAGGCUUGACGAAGAUGGCAACUUUAUGUGGAUGGGAAGUAACUCUACUAUUGAAUUGGUCUCAUCAUGGGCUCCAAGUGAACCGAACGGUCGGUCGGGCGAUGAAAACUGCAUUGCAAUAAAACGCUCAACAGGGAAGUGGUCACAGUCUGUACGUACACCCACUUAA
This is a messenger RNA of Saccostrea cuccullata (small rock oyster), 489 nucleotides long. RefSeq names its product perlucin-like protein. Gene Ontology annotation, molecular function: signaling receptor activity. The record is from RefSeq and is a predicted model, not a curated record. The coding region runs from base 1 to 489 and encodes 162 amino acids. NCBI's taxonomy places the organism in Eukaryota, Metazoa, Mollusca, Bivalvia, Ostreida, Ostreidae. The transcript is spliced from 5 exons.